This is a messenger RNA of Drosophila yakuba, 1005 nucleotides long. RefSeq names its product location of vulva defective 1. NCBI's taxonomy places the organism in Eukaryota, Metazoa, Arthropoda, Insecta, Diptera, Drosophilidae. The record is from RefSeq and is a predicted model, not a curated record. Gene Ontology annotation, cellular component: extracellular region. The coding region runs from base 16 to 942 and encodes 308 amino acids. The transcript has 3 exons. Gene Ontology annotation, molecular function: chitin binding.
AAUCGUUAUUUCGAAAUGAAGGUGUUCAUAUUGACCGUACUCCUAGGCGCUCUUGUGGCACCGACAAUUGUUAGUGCCGCAUGUGGCACGUGUGAGGAUGCACACGCCUGCAUCGGUGAAUCGGAAUUCCAGUUGUGCUACGAUGGUGUCCGGGACCAGACUAUCAACUACACCUGCCCCGAAUCUAGGCCCAUCUGCACGCCCUACGGGAUAAUUUGUUUGGCAAAUGCCACAGAUGUAGAACGCGGCUGUGGUGAUGUCUCCAAUUGCGGAGUCUGCUCGGGAGACACCACUUUCGCGUGUACUUCAAGGACCACAUUUGCUAUUUGCAACAGUGGAGGAGUUUCCGCCAAUAAUUUCGACUGUGCAGAUGACUAUGUGUGCAGUGUUAAAAAUGCAGCCAACGGAAGUCCUUGCAUUUCCCGGUGCGAUUCUACCGACUCAGAUAUAUGUGAUCGAAUCCUGGACACCGAUGUGGAAAGCACCACGACAUCAGUGACUCCCACUGUGACUUCUACAGAGUCAUCCACAGUCACCACUGACUCUUCGACAGGAUCAACUGGGGAUUCCACUGUGACUGCUACCACUGACUCUUCGACCGGAUCGACUGGGGAUACCUCCACUGGAUCGUCUUCCGUAACUUCUUCGGACACCUCAACGGAGAGCACAGUGACUGCUACUGAUCCAGGAAGCACCACCCCAGGCACUGCAACCACUCCAGCCUUCAAUGAAGCCACCUAUUGCCAGGGAAUCAACUCUACGGGUCGCUAUCCCAUACCCAGUGACACAGUGUGUACCAGCUACAUCUACUGUGUUCUGAGGAGUGGAAACUGGACAGGAUUGCUCUACAAUUGCAACGCGCAGAGACCUUACUUCGAUGCCGAUACUUUCAAUUGUGGUACUGUAAGACCAUCUUAUGCCGGGUGCACUAAUUUAGCCUAAAUCAACAUAAUUUGUUACCUUAAUAAAUAGUACGCAAUUUUAUUUAGUAAACGAAAUGAAAAA